AUGGCCAAGUUAGAGAUUCAAAUCCAGAUAAGAAAAAUGUUAAAGCCCUCAACUCCAACCCCAACCCCAAAUCAUCUUGAGAGCCUCAAAUUUUCAUUGUUUGAUCAGUUGGCUCCUCCUGUAUAUGGACCUAUGUUGUUCUACUACUUGCCAAUUACUAGCAGUGAAUGUAACAGGGCAAAAAGUGCUGAAAAAUGUGCUAAGUUGCAAAAAUCUUUGGCUGAGACUUUGGUCAAGUUUUACUCUCUAGCAGGGAGAAUUAGAAAACAUGACCUCUCAAUUCACUGCAAUGACGAAGGUGUUGAGUACGUUGAAACCAAAGUCAACGCGGACCUUGCUAAAUUCCUCCGUGAAGGACCGGAGAUUGAGCUAUUGAAAGAUCUUCUUCCAUGGUGUGUUCCUCCAGACGCAAAUCUGCCAUCAAGCCCAUUGCUUGGAGUCCAAGUGAACAUAUUUAAUUGUGGAGGACUAGUCACAGGGAUACAAAUUUCACACAUCCUAGCUGAUGGUUUCACUUUUGGAACAUCUGUCAAGGAAUGGGUUUUAACAAUCGCUCUCCAGAUCAAGUCUUGGUUGCCUGCUUCAACAAUUGCACGCAAAGCUAAUCUCACCCAAUUUACAGUUUGGGAGUGCAAAAUAAGGGCUACAAAGAUCACUUUUGAAACUUGUAUUGGUUCAUUUACGCUUGAGGCAAAUAUUGCACAGUACCAGAGAGAAAAUGCAGAACAAAUCAUGAUUGCUCAAGCACAUAAGGGUUAA
Molecule: messenger RNA, 759 nt
Organism: Lycium barbarum (goji berry)
Lineage: Eukaryota; Viridiplantae; Streptophyta; Magnoliopsida; Solanales; Solanaceae
Product: acetyl-CoA-benzylalcohol acetyltransferase-like
Exons: 5
Coding region: 1-759 (252 amino acids)
Source: RefSeq, a predicted model, not a curated record